Molecule: messenger RNA, 1829 nt
Organism: Rhea pennata
Lineage: Eukaryota; Metazoa; Chordata; Aves; Rheiformes; Rheidae
Gene: GINS4
Product: GINS complex subunit 4
Exons: 2
Coding region: 127-993 (288 amino acids)
Biological process (GO): DNA-templated DNA replication; double-strand break repair via break-induced replication; regulation of glycogen biosynthetic process
Cellular component (GO): GINS complex; protein phosphatase type 1 complex
Molecular function (GO): glycogen binding; protein phosphatase 1 binding
Source: RefSeq, a predicted model, not a curated record
GAGCUCACAGCAUCUGAUCCGUUACAAAACCAUCGCCCCGCUGGUGGCCUCGGGAGCAGUUCAGCUCAUCUGAGGAGUGUGGGGCUUUUCCAGGUGUUCAGUGCACGGGCCAUUGCUCCCCAAGCCAUGCCUGUGGACCUGGCCAUGAGGCUGUGCCUGAGCCACUCACCACCCAUCUGCAAGCUGCUGAACUCCUAUGAGGAGCUGCGGGGCAGCCGGGGACGAAAGCCCCUCCGCUCCUGUCUCAACCAGAAGCUGAGUACAGAACCAGAGCCUGAGCGUCGAGAUAACGCCAAGAGCUCGAAAGGUCAGAAGAAGAAGAGAGUGGUGUUUGCUGAUAUGAAGGGUCUCUCACUGACUGCUGUCCGCUUCUUCUCAAAGAUUGAAGAAGACCUGUGUGACCUGCAGCAUGCUCUGUCUGACCUUGCCCGAUUCCGGCCCAGGCUGCGGGACCCACGCCCGCAGGUCUGCAGGUAUGUGCUGGACUUCUCACAGCCCUCUGUGGACUAUGUGGCUUUCCGCAGCCGCCUUCAUAGCAAUCUGGUCUGCCUGGAGAACUGUCUGAUCCAGGACCGUGCCCUGUCAGGGACAGUGAAGGUCAGAAACAUCGAGUAUGAGAAGAAAGUGACAGUCCGCAUCACCUUUGAUGGCUGGAGGAGCUUCCGCGAUGUCUCCUGCCAGUAUAUGCACAGCACAUAUGGUUCAGCCGACACAGACACCUUCUCCUUCGAGCUUACCCUGCCCAAGCCAUCCAACUACCGCAGAGCCAUAGAAUUCUGCAUCUCCUUUCAAUGCGGGCAAGAAACCCACUGGGACAACAACCAUGGGAGGAACUACACAAUCUGCCAUGUGGGCACGAUCUGUUCACCCUCCCAUGCUGCAAAGAGUGCCAGUGGGGCCCAGGGGCAUCUUGGCACCUCUCGGGCUGCAGCCCUUGUCCUUUCUCAUCUGCAGUCCUGGCGGCGCUCAGAGACCCAGGGUCCUUAUUGGUAGGAAAGCAGUGUAUGGGGGGGGGGUGUGCAAAUUCCCUCCAUGUUCCUGCCUUGGUACAAGGGUCUUUGAGGAGGGGUUCAGCUGCAGAAGAUAGCUGCUUGCUAUUUUGUUAGCUCCUCCAUGUCUCUGACCUGCUGCUGUUCAAGCAGCUACAGGUUUUCAUGGAAGCUUCUUCAAUGCUGGCUCCUGCCUUAGAGGCUGGAAGCUGCUGCUUGUUGUUAUUCCUGUUACUAGGUUCUCAAGGCAAAGUACUACUGUGAUAGCAGGAGAGGGAUGGGAGGAAGGGGUUAUGGCUCAUGGACCACAUCUGUGUUUAGAGGCUGCUUAGAGUGAGAAGCAGCAACAUGGAUCUGUGAGUCAAAGGUGCUGUCCAAGUGCCUUGUGUAGGGAAGAUGUUUAGGAGAAAGGGCAUGCCCUCUCCUGCUGUGCCUAGGGUCUUAAACCAGAGCAUGGCACUCCCAAGCUGCACCUAAGGCACCAGCAGGGGCCUUAGUCAGGAGCUGUGCCUGCUUUGUGGCACAGGCAGCCAGCUGGGGCUCCAGUGUCAUUCCAGCUUCCCUGGGAAAGGGCUCAGUGUAGGUGCGGUCACUUCUCCAAGCCCUAGUCCCUGGGAAGGGGGGACCAGUGGGUUUUCAGUCUAGCAGGUGACAGGUAUAGGCCAGCAGGUUCCUGGGCGGGCACUGCAGCGGGGCUCGGCUCAGCGCGGCUCGGCUGGCUUCACAGUGACGCUGCCAGCUCUGCUGCAGCACGGGGCCGGUGCUGCGGGCAGCCUCGGCGCGGCGGGCUCGGGUGCGGGUGCCUGUAACGGACCGUGAAUAAAGUCGAGUUAUUUCGUG